Vespula vulgaris is the source of this 3695-nucleotide messenger RNA. Its product is annotated as putative RNA-binding protein Luc7-like 1. Gene Ontology annotation, cellular component: U2-type prespliceosome; U1 snRNP. The transcript has 6 exons. The record is from RefSeq and is a predicted model, not a curated record. The coding region runs from base 1433 to 2410 and encodes 325 amino acids. Gene Ontology annotation, molecular function: mRNA binding. Gene Ontology annotation, biological process: mRNA splice site recognition. NCBI's taxonomy places the organism in Eukaryota, Metazoa, Arthropoda, Insecta, Hymenoptera, Vespidae.
CACACGACCAGAUGCGAGCGAUGCUCGAUCAAUUAAUGGGAACAGGUCGAAAUGGUGAAAAUAACAAAUUUCAAGUGAAAUACUCCGAUCCGAAGGUCUGCAAGAGUUUUCUCCUGGCAUGCUGUCCACACGAGAUACUUUCUUCAACGUUCUAUUUCCAGAGUCUCUGGAAAAAGCAAAGUCAAUCUGAUCCAUUGUACAAUAUUGUUGCGAGUAUUGUCCGCUCAUAUGUCGUGUUGUACUUGUCACUCUCACAUGCGCGUUACUGUAAGUACUGAAAGCGAAAAGGACGUACGUAUUACAUAUACAAUUUGAUUAUUAUUACAUAAUUAAAGUAUUAGGUGUUAAUUUGAUUGACAAAAAAAUAUGGUAAGCGGCUGUCUCAGCCUCUCUACCACUCUAUAUGGUGGUGAGGCUGAGUACCGCAUUUAAUAUUCCCAGACCCUGAAAGGCGUGUAAGUUGGUGAGUAGCAUCAUGCUGAUUCAUGCGAUGAUGUCUUACAGUCGCUUCUUACUAACAAUGCCAUUUAUGGCAGGUAGAAAAUGAAGUUUAUUUUAAGUAUAUACAUAUAUGAAAAACCAACCUUGGAAUUAUGGGUACAGGAAAUGAAGCACUGAUCUGUAAGUAAGACUUGCUAAUUGCCAUGAAAACAUAAAAUAGUAUAUUUUCUUGGAUUUUAGCUCUCAAAUGUAAUUGACUUCACUAUAUAAUCUAAUGUACUUUAACUUAUUAUUAUACAAUCAAAAAAUCAGGCAAAAUCAUUUUUCUUUUACUUUCUUUUUUUUAUUUAUUUUUUUUUAUUUUAUUUUUUAUGAGUAAUUUAAAAGUUAUACAUUAAUUUUUUUUCUAUAAAACUGUAGAAUGACGCAAUUAAUUGAAUACAUGUGUAUGUUUAUAAGGGAUAUUUAGUGUUGAAUUUCAGGUCUCUAUAUUUAUGAUCGGUUUAAUUAAUAAUUAAAAUAAUUGUAAGAGUACAGACAUCAUUAAUAUGAACCUAAUAGAAAAAAAUAUAUAUAUGUAUAUAUGUAUAUAUAUAUAUUGAUGUAUAUGUAAUAAUUAACGUAUAAAAACCUUCCUUUUAUCAUAAAUUCAAUGUGGGAAUAAUAAGAUAUUGGCAAUUUGCAAAACAUAAAAUGUCCACAAGAAAAAGUGAGAGAUGGCAUGAAGCAGAGACAAUAUUAAGCGGAAUUAUACAACGUGCCAGUUCCAUUAGCAAAAUUCCCCUCAGCAUUGGAUGUACGUAUUCAACUCGAUUUUCUAAAUCGUUUAGCAGUCUCGCAAGGCAGUUCGUGCCGUACGUAAAUAGUGUAAUAUACUAUUAGGAUAUAAGUUCUUUCAUAGAAAUGAACAUGUGAACUGAAGGUGUAUGCUGAUUGUAGCGUCAUUGUCAUCGCAUUGUCGUGUCAGGCGGAGAGGUGUUACCACUCUCGCAUGGACCUGGGAGAAUGCCCCCAGAUUCACGACUUGGCCCUACGGGCUGACUAUGAGGCAGCACAAAAGAAGAAGGAUCAUUUUUAUGAUAUCGAUGCUAUGGAACAUCUACAAAAUUUUAUCGCGGACUGCGAUCGUCGUACUGAACAAGCAAAACAACGUCUCGCAGAAACACAAGAAGAAUUAAGUGCAGAGGUUGCAGCAAAAGCAAACAAUGUACAUGUUCUUGCCGAAGAGAUUGGUAAGAAAUUAGCUAAGGCUGAACAGCUAGGGGAAGAAGGUUUUGUUGAGGAAUCUAUGAAGCUGAUGGGUGAGAUCGAUGAACUACGUAAGAAAAAGAAUGAAGCUGAGCAAGAAUAUCGAAAUAGUAUGCCAGCGUCGAGUUAUCAGCAACAAAAAUUGAGAGUGUGUGAAGUGUGUAGCGCAUAUCUUGGUAUUCAUGAUAAUGAUAGAAGAUUGGCUGAUCAUUUUGGUGGAAAGUUACAUCUUGGUUUUAUUAAAAUCAGAGAAAAGCUGGCAGAAUUACAGAAGACAGUUGAGGAAAGACGUAAGGAAAAACGUGACUCGUUAUUAGACAGACGACGAGAUAGAGAUAGAGAGGAUCGUGACAAAGAUCGUGAUAGAUCGGAUAGGGGACGUGGUUUGGGAUAUAAAGAAAGAGAUCGUGAUCGUGAUCGAGAUCGCGACCGUGAACGUGAUCGUGAUCGAGACCGUGACCGUGAUCGUGAACGCGACCGUGAUCGCGACCGUGAACGCGAUCGUGACCGAGAUCGUGAUCGCGACCGUGAUCGUGAUCGUGAACGCGACCGUGACCGUGACCGUGAUCGUGAUCGCAGAGAUAGAGAUAGAGAUAGAGACAGAAGGAAGUCACGAUCUCGAAGUCGUAGUCGAGGGAAGAGAUCGAAACGUUCGCGAAGUGGCAGUCGUGGCCGUCGAUCUCGAUCUCGACGCAGUGGAUCGAACGAUCGGAAGAGAUAAAACUCGAUGAUAUAUAUAUACAAACAUAUUAUAUAUAUAUAUGUGUGUGUGUGUAUAUAUAUCAGACAAACAUAUAAAUAGAUAUAUAAUAAUGUUUAAUGAUUUACGUUAAGACAGUAUUUUCUUUUCUUUUCUUUUCUUUUCUUUUUUUUUUCUCUUUUUUUUUCUUUCUUUUCCUUUUCUUCCUUUUUUUUUCAUAUAUACGUAGAUUUUUCAAGAUUAUGUGUAAAAUAAAUUAACGAACAUAAAUAAAUAAAUUAAUCAAAUAAGUCAUAUAUUAAAUAUUGAUAAAUGAGAUGUGAUCCAUUUCGGAUAUGAAUGUACGAAGAAGCAUUUGUAUAUCACUUAUAUAGUUUCAUUAAUAUUACAAUCGGCAUAUUCGUGCCACGAUCUGCUUCUGUUUCUUAAUAGGAAACUAUUAAAGAUUUUAUAUAUAUAUAUAUAUAUAUAUAUAUAUAUAUAUAUAUAUAAAAUUAUUUAUAUAUAUAUAAAUUAGAAACUGCAAACUAUUAUAUAUUUUUCAUUUUUACCCGGUUAUAUUAGUACACAUAUAUAUAUAAUUAUACUUUUAAAUUAGUUACUUUAGUCCAUUGUAAAUAAAUAAAUUUUAAGCAUCAUUCAAUAUACAUCUUAGAUCUUCUCUGUGUUUUAUAUAUAUAUAUAUAUAUGUAUGUAUGUAUAUGUAUGUAUGUAUGUAUAUGUUUGCACGUAUCUAUAUUAAACAAGCAUAGUCAUUAUCCUGAUUUAAUGAUACCACAUGUAAGAAAGAUAUCAUAUUAUUAUUCUGUUAAUUAAACAAAUUUCGAAAUUAUAAAAAAAAAUUACAUUAUUUUUUACCAAUUGCUGGUACUAUCAUUGCUUCUCAAUAUAAUAUUAUGAAGGGAAUGAGAGAACUAUUAUGGUGGUUAAUAAACUUAAAUGAAAAUGUAAUAACUGAAUUACUAUACAGAUGGUAAAAUGGAUGAAUGAAAAUUAAAAUUUAAAAAAAAUUACUUUGUUACAAAUUGUAUUAUAACAACGAGUCUCAUACACAAAAAUUAAGUCUUCAGUAAACAAAUGUAGCUCCCAGUUUUAUAUAUAGACUUCUGAAAAUUCUAAUGUCAUUCGCAUCAUGAUGACAGAGAAAUUAUAUAAUGCCAUAAGCUUUUCAUAUUAUUUAGAUUUUAAAGUUGAACGAAAGACAACAAAAUUUGCAAAAUAGAAGAGAUAAGCAAAAUGCAAGAUUAUAUUCUUAUAAAUCUCAUAUUUUUCUUUGUCGAAUAAUAAAUUGACGUUGCCAAACAAA